Drosophila arizonae is the source of this 1633-nucleotide messenger RNA. RefSeq names its product Centrosomal protein 89kDa (gene Cep89). Gene Ontology annotation, cellular component: ciliary transition fiber; centriole. The record is from RefSeq and is a predicted model, not a curated record. Gene Ontology annotation, biological process: chemical synaptic transmission; mitochondrion organization; cilium assembly. Lineage: Eukaryota; Metazoa; Arthropoda; Insecta; Diptera; Drosophilidae.
UACCCCACUGUGCAGCAUAACAGGGUCAAACAUAGUCGCCGCUGCCAUGACAACAACGAGUCCUGUUUUUGGAUUAGUUUUUUGUUUACGCCAAACAGUGCAGUCAGAGCAAAAGUUGUCAAUAGAAGGGAGCACAAGCUAGAGACGUGAGCAUGGCCAGAAGAGGCGUUCCAAUCACAGAUCUGGAUCAGAGCGAACAGGAGCCAGAGCAGGAGCAGGAGAAGGCGCAGGAGCCGGAGCACUUGAGGCCAGCGACCCAGCCGAAAAGGCAGCGCAAAGUCUUACAAACGCUAACGGGAAACUUCAGUCGCAGAUCGCGCAGCGUCGAGGUGGAGCACCGUCACCCGGCCGACGUGAGCGGCGGCAGUGCCAAGAAGAAGCAGCAGAGCCAGGAGCGCACGCUGAAUGGAUUGCUGCAGGCCAAGGAGCAGCAACUGGAGCAGUUGCUCCAGCGUCUAUCCACGCUGCACAAGUACAACGAGCAGUUCGCCAGGGAGAACGAGCGGCUGCGCGACCAGACCGAGCAGCUGGAGCAGCGUCUGGCCGCGGCAGAGCAGCGCGUGGCCAGCUGYGAGCGCUGCCAGCAGCUGCAGCAGCAGCAGAGCCAGCUGCUCCUGCAGAACCAGGAGCUGAGCAACGAUGUGGACAUGCUGAAGACCUUGGUCUUUCGACUGAAUGUACAAAUCGAAUGCUAUCAGGAUCAGCGACGCAUGGCGCAGCCGGAGGACGCGCCUCUGGCCAGCGCAGCCAACAGCUGCUCCCUGCCGCCAUUCUCCGCCCAGCUGGGCAGGCACACCUUGGCGCCCUUGCUGCAGGCCUAUGACGAGUCCUUGCGCGACAAGGAUGCGCUGCUCAGCCAAUACGCCGCCGACUUUGAGCUGUUCUCGAACGAGCUGAAGCGUGCGCUGGAGGAGAACACCAAGCUGCUGCAGGCGCAGGAGCAGCUGCGUCGCGACGUGGGCGGCUGGCAAGAGGAGCGAGUGCGUCUGCAGGCGCAGCUGAGCGUGUGCCGCAGCAAGGCCGAAACACAGACACGCAAAACGGAUCUGGUCAAGGAGAAGCUGGUGGAGGUGAUGCACUUCUACGAGCAGCGCAAUCAGACGCUGCUCCUGGACAUGAAUCAUCUGCAGGAUGCCUAUGCGCGCUGCAAAGCGGAGCUCGUUUCCCUGAAAAGUCCAGCCUCAGCUUCAGCGCCCGCUGCGCCUCCGCCUGUGGAUACAAAUGCUGCGGAGCUGCAGCAGUGCAAGGCGCUGCUGGAGCAGCUCAAGCAGGAGCACGCCAAGGAGCGCGCCGCCCUCGAGGCAGAGAAGCAGGCGAGCAGCACGCGCGUUGCCUCGCUCCAGCGCAGCUGCGAGAAGGCGAAGCAUGCCAGAGAUCGGCUGAAGGCUCGCCUACGCAUGACAUUACAGUGGGCACAGAAACUGGAGGCUGGGCAGGCAGAGCUGCGCGAGACCUAUGAUGCAGUGCAGCAGCUGUCGACGUUGCUGAAGCACAAGGAGUCGCAGCUGCGGGGCAUGCAGCUGCGCAACAGCGAGGAGCUGGACAAGCUGCGGCACAAGCUCCAGCAGAAGGACGAGACCAUUCGGAACCUGCUGCGCAGCAAGAUGGAACGGAGACCCGCCGUGGACUAGCC